Molecule: messenger RNA, 540 nt
Organism: Anisakis simplex (herring worm)
Lineage: Eukaryota; Metazoa; Nematoda; Chromadorea; Rhabditida; Anisakidae
Source: the annotation of a GenBank genome assembly
UUGCUUUGCAGCGAUCCUCUCUUCUACGCAUAUCCGGUCACCUAUACGAAUACGGCAGAAGUUUUCAAGAAUAUCAUCGAUGAAGUUAAAAUCCCGGACUUCCGAAUUCUUAUUUACAACGGUGAUGUGGACACAGUGUGCAACUUCCUUGGAGACGCUUGGCAUUUCAGAGAUGUUGCCAACAUUACUAACAUGAGUUACAAUGUAAGAACCCCAUGGAUGUUCCGUGGUCAAGUGGCUGGUUAUCAACAGCAAUACACACAUCCUAACAAGAAACUUACAAUGGAUGUCAUAACAGUCAAGGGUGCCGGACAUUUUGUUCCACUUGAUAGAGCAGGACCAUCCUUGCAAAUGAUCACCAACUUAAUGCAGACUACCAAGCCGAACUAUUCGUCGAUGCCAAACGGGUUCAAUCCAGAUCCCAUUCUUCUGCCUCUCCAAAAAUAUCCACCAAACGGCUCCCAAACUAACCACCAAACGACUCUGCCUGUCCCAAAAUAUCCACCAAACGGCUCCGUCACCUUCAAUCCUUCUGGUUAG